Messenger RNA from Suillus paluster, 754 nucleotides. RefSeq lists its product as uncharacterized. The record is from RefSeq and is a predicted model, not a curated record. The transcript has 2 exons. The annotation marks the transcript as partial. NCBI's taxonomy places the organism in Eukaryota, Fungi, Basidiomycota, Agaricomycetes, Boletales, Suillaceae.
CACGGUAGGAAGACGGCUUGCUUUUAUGUCCCGAAAAUACUGUUCUGGCAGAAUUUCGUGGCGAGAAUCAAAUCGCCAGCAGACCUCAAUAACGUACGCGCGCAGGACCUAUCCAUCUGAAAUCCCCUUCAAGCAGAUCGAAACAGAUGGUGUUUACAAUGUCAGCAGACCUCAAGGCCUUAAGAUUGACUUUCUGUUUCACUGAUAUUUUUUUGCUGACUCGGAUGAUACACGCCGCGGGCGUACCCCACACAAGCAUAUCGGGGCUGGUUUUUGGAGCAUCAUGGGUGUCUCAUCUCCAUGCUCUGGAACCACGGUUCAUGGGCAAUCAUCAGGACGAACCCCGCGUCCAUGCACGACUUUGGAACCUAGACUGAUCUUCCGUAGUAUUGCACAGGCAUGAGAGCAUUCUUCUCGUCUCGCGGCAGAAUUGGGGGUGAGUAUAAACGGCGCACGCGACUCCCCGCCUAACUUAGCUAAGAUGCUUGCUUUACACCUGCUUCGUAUCAUAUCCCUCCAUAUUUCUUGACUGUAAGAGCUCCACUUUUCCCUUACUAACACUAUAGCUUACCAGCUGUUGAGCCAUCGAGGUUAUUUUUAUGCCUGAGCUUGUACUUGGCCAAAUAUAUCAUCAUCAUCACAUGACUCGGAUUAUCUCAGUUCAUAGAAAACUCUAGUCUCCCCUAGCCAGACCAGUACUUCGAAGGAAAAGAAUUACAAUCCAAGCACCUAUCGAUGGAUUCCCCAUCCGCAG